Molecule: messenger RNA, 3694 nt
Organism: Thunnus maccoyii (southern bluefin tuna)
Lineage: Eukaryota; Metazoa; Chordata; Actinopteri; Scombriformes; Scombridae
Product: NACHT, LRR and PYD domains-containing protein 12-like
Exons: 12
Coding region: 186-3635 (1149 amino acids)
Biological process (GO): regulation of apoptotic process
Molecular function (GO): protein binding
Source: RefSeq, a predicted model, not a curated record
GAACAAACAGGGAGGAACACUGAAAGUGAAAGUAUUCAGUCUGUUCUUCAGACUCCAUUUAAAAGUCAACAGAGCAGAAGGAGGAAAACAGUCUGAGGCAGGGUUUUCACAGGACAAACAGCUCCUCUCAGCGUCCAACGUUAUCAGCUGACCAUUCAUGAACUCCUGUAGAGCAGGGGGGCAUAAUGGUGAAAUUUAAAGAGGAGCUCUUGAAAACUCUGGAAGACUUAAUAGAGGAUGAGUUUAAGAAGUUCAAGUGGUUCCUGAAGGAGGAUGAUGUCCUGGAGGGCUUUAAAGGCAUCCCAAGGGCUCAGCUGGAGAAAGCAGGAAGGGAGGACACAGUGGAUCUAAUGGUACAGAAAUAUCAGGAUCCUGGAGCUCUGCAGGUAACCAACGAGAUUUUAGAAAAGAUCAACAGGAAUGAUCUGGUGCAGCGUUUACAAAACUCCAGCUCUGGACCAAAAGGUGGAGAGAGUAGCACUGAUGCCACAGCAGUACAGAAGCCCACUACUUCAGAGCAACCUGCAGCAGAUGGUCUGCAGAUGGUUUCAGAUCCAUAUAAGAAAAGUCUAAUAAGGAAAUGUCAACAAGUGACUGAAGGAAAUGAUGAAGAUGAAAGAGCCCUCCUCAACAGGAUCUACACUGAGCUCUACAUCACAGAGGGAAAGAGUGAAGAGGUUAAUACCCAACAUGAGGUGAGGCAGCUUGAAGCAGCUUCCAAGAUGAAGAUCCACCAUGACACUCCAAUCAAGUGCCACGACAUCUUUAAACCCUUACCUGACCAACAGAAAGACAUCAGAGUCGUUAUGACGAACGGUGUUGCUGGUGUUGGAAAAACCUUCUCAGUGCAGAAGUUCACUCUGGACUGGGCAGAGGGCUCGAAAAACCAAGACAUCAGUCUGGUGAUUCUGCUUUCAUUCAGGGAGCUGAACUUGAUCAAAGAUGAGAAGUACAGUCUCCUCAUGCUGAUCCAUGAUUUCCAUCCAACAUUACAGAAGGUCACAGCAGAGAAGCUCGCUGUCUGGAAAGUUUUGUUCAUCUUUGACGGCCUGGAUGAAAGCAGACUUUCACUGGAUUUCAAGUUCAACAACAGGAAGGUCGUAUCUGAUGUCAAACAGCAGUCAUCAGUCAACGUGCUGUUGACAAACCUCAUCGAGGGGAAUCUGCUUCCCUCGGCUCUCGUCUGGAUAACUUCCCGACCUGCAGCAGCCAAUCAGAUCCCUCUGACAUGUGUUGACAGGGUAACAGAAGUACGAGGCUUCACUGACGUCCAGAAGGAGGAGUACUUCAGCAGGAGAUUCAGUGAUGAAGAGCUGUCCAGCAGAAUCAUCUCACACAUCAAGACAUCCAGCAUUCUCCGUGUCAUGUGUUACAUCCCAGUCUUCUGCUGGAUCACUGCUAGAGUUGUGGAGCACAUGUUGACUACAGACCAGAGAGGAGAGCUGCCCAAGACCCUGACUGACCUGUACUCACACUUCCUGCUGGUUCAGACAAAGAGGAAGAAGCACAAGUAUGAUGAAGGACAGGAGACGAGUUCACAGGAGCUGACGGAGGCUGACAGGGAACUUCUUCUGAAGCUGGGGAGGCUGGCGUUUGAACAACUGCAGAAAGGAAACAUCAUGUUCUACCAAAAAGACCUGGAGCAGUGUGGUCUUGAUGUCACAGAGGCCUCGGUGUUAUCAGGAUUUUGUACAAAGAUCUUCAGAAGAGAGAAUGUGAUCUUCAAGAAAACAGUUUACUGCUUUGUUCAUCUGAGUGUUCAGGAGUUUCUGGCUGCAGUCUACAUGUACCACUGUUACACCAACAGCAACACAGAGGUACUGAAGGAGUUCCUGGGAAAAGACUACAGUAACUCAUCCCUGGAUGACUUCCUGAUGGGAGCCAUGAAGAAAUCUCUCCAAAGUGAAAACGGCCACCUGGACCUGUUUGCUCGCUUCCUUCAUGGCCUCUCUCUGGAGACCAACCAGAGUCUCUUAGGAGGCCUGCUGGGUCAGACAGAGAACAGUCCAGAAAUCAUCCAGAGAGUCAUCAACAACCUGAAGACGAUGAAAACGUACAGAAUCUCUCCUGACAGAUGCAUCAACAUCUUCCACUGUCUGAUGGAGAUGAACGACCGCUCAGUACAUCAAGAGAUCCAAGAGUUCCUGAAGUCAGAGAACAGAUCAGAGAAGGAACUCUCUGAGAUCCACUGCUCAGCUCUGGCCUACAUGCUGCAGAUGUCAGAGGAGGUUCUGGAUGAGUUGGACCUGCAGAAGUACAACACAUCACCUAGGGGACGACAGAGACUGAUCCCAGCUGUGAGGAACUGCAGAAAGGCUCUACUUUCUGGCUGUGGACUCUCAGAGACUCACUGUGAAGUUGUGGCCUCAGCUCUGAAGUCCAACCCCUCCCAUCUGAGAGAGCUUGACCUGAGUGGACACCUCCUGGAGGAUGGUCAGACUGGUUCAAGAUCGAAGCUUCUAUCUGCUGGACUGGAGAGUCCAAACUGUAGACUGGAGACUCUGAGAUUGUGGCUCUGCAUGUUGUCAGAGACCAGCUGUGCUUCUCUGGUCUCAGCUCUGAAGUCCAACCCCUCCCAUCUGAGAGAUCUGGAUCUAAGAGGAAACGACCUGAAAGACUCAGGAUUAAAACUACUGUGUGAUUUUCUGGAGAGUCCAGACUGUAGACUGGAGACUCUGAGAUUGAGUUCCUGCAGGUUGUCAAAAACCAGCUGUGCUUCUCUGGUCUCAGCUCUGAAGUCCAACCCCUCCCAUCUGAGAGAGCUGUAUCUAAGCCACAAUGACCUAUUUGACGUGAAGCAGCUGUGUGAUUUUCUGGAGAGUCCACACUGUAGACUGGAGAAUCUGGGAUUGAGUGGCUGCAGUUUGUCAGAGAUCAGCUGUGCUUCUCUGGUCUCAGCUCUGAAGUCCAACCCCUCAUCCCAUCUGAGAUAUCUUGAUCUAAGAGGAAAUAACCUGAAGGACUCGGACAUGAAACAGCUGUCUGAUCUUAAGGAGAGUCCACACUGUAGACUGGAGACUCUGAGAUUGACUGACUGCAGUUUGUCAGAGAUCAGCUGUGCUUCUCUGGUCUCAGCUCUGAAGUCCAACCCCUCCCAUCUUAGAGAGCUGUAUCUGGGAGAGCUGUAUUUGACUGACAACGUCACCUCAAGCUUAAGAAUGAAGCUUCAGGAAUCAGACGUGAAGCUACUGUGUGAUUUUCUGGAGAGUCCAGACUGUAGACUGGAGACUCUGAGAUUGUGGCGCUGCAGGUUGUCAGAGACCAGUUGUGCUUCUCUGGCCUCAGCUCUGAAGUCCAACCCCUCCCAUCUGAGAGAUCUGGAUCUGUCUCAAAACGACGUGUGUGACGUGAAGCAGCUAUGUGAUUUUCUGGAGAGUCCACACUGUAGACUGGAGACUCUGAAAUUGACUUCCUGCAGGUUGUCAAAGAUCAGCUGUGAUUCUCUGGCCCCAGCUCUGAAGUCCAACCCCUCAUCUCACCUGAGAGAGCUGCAUCUGGAAGGAAACUACGACCUGAUGGACUCGGACAUGAAGCAGCUGUCUGAUCUUCAGGAGAGUCCAGACUGUAGACUGGAGACUCUGAGGUCAGUAGAGAGUUGGAGUCAGUCUGUGCUGGUUUCUGCAGUAUUGUAUUAAACACAGUUAGUAUCAAAGCAAAGAUCCAGUAUUUCCUGGUGAACCUUCAACCUUCUCAG